Messenger RNA from Histoplasma capsulatum G186AR, 1898 nucleotides. Its product is annotated as ATPase. Gene Ontology annotation, biological process: protein quality control for misfolded or incompletely synthesized proteins. Bases 11 to 1825 code for a protein of 604 amino acids. The record is from RefSeq and is a predicted model, not a curated record. The transcript is spliced from 4 exons. Lineage: Eukaryota; Fungi; Ascomycota; Eurotiomycetes; Onygenales; Ajellomycetaceae. Gene Ontology annotation, molecular function: ATP hydrolysis activity; ATP binding. Gene Ontology annotation, cellular component: cytoplasm; mitochondrion.
AAGACAGAAAAUGCGCACCCCACUCCGCGCUUUCCAUCACGCCCUUCUCGCAGAAGCCAUCUUGUUCUCGCGCAUUCGAUUGCCCGCGGUUACUCCCCUGGUUGUGCGUCGGCAGUACGGUGGUGCCGUCUGUGCAGAUUGUCGGAGGAGCAUGAGGGAUGGGCGGAGAGCUGGUGAAGCUCUCGUCCUUGCGUCUCUGCAAAAAGCACAGGGAUCUACAACGGCGCUGUCAAAAGUUCUUUGUCGGAGUGGCCGAAGACACCGACAGCAACAGCAGGUUAGAGUGAUUUCUAGCGCUCGGGCUGAUUCUGCUGGGGUUUUAGAUGGAGCAUCAGGCAUCUCUGCGGCGAAUACUAGUGGACAAGAGCUUUACGGACCAAUUCAAGAGUAUGAGACGCGCGUGCAGUCGGGGAAAUUGAGGGAUGAUGCGCAUCAGCGAGAGAUCGUCCAGCAUCUCCAAGACCUCCACGAGAUGCUUCGCUCCUACAUUCCACCAACUGUAGUCCAUCCAACUCUCGAGUCCCUCCAAGACCCAGAACCGAAAACCUCUUUCUUCAACACCCUAUUCAGCCGAAAGCCGUCCCCGCCAACUACGACACAGAUCCCAGCUAACCUACCUAAGGGCUUGUAUAUGCACGGCGACGUAGGUUGCGGCAAAACAAUGCUGAUGGACCUAUUCUUCGAUACGCUGCCAGCAAAUAUCACAUCACGUCAGCGCAUCCACUUUCAUAAUUUCAUGCAAGACGUGCAUAAGCGCCUGCAUGUAAUGAAGAUGAAGCAUGGAGUUGAGUUUGAUGCGGUACCGUUUGUUGCGGCCGACAUUGCGGAAGGGGCGAGUGUGCUAUGUUUUGAUGAGUUUCAGUGCACGGAUGUAGCAGAUGCGAUGAUUCUGAGGAGGCUCCUUGAAUCCCUCAUGUCCCACGGCGUCAUCCUCGUCACAACCUCCAACCGCCACCCAGACGACUUGUACAAAAACGGCAUCCAGCGCGAAUCCUUCAUCCCCUGCAUCACCCUCCUAAAAACCUCCUUAACAGUCCUUAACCUCGACUCCGCCACGGACUACCGAAAAAUCCCUCGUCCGCCGUCAGGGGUGUACUACCACCCGCUCGGCAUGCCGGCUGAUCGUCACGCGGACAAAUGGUUCGAGUACCUGGGUGACUUCGUCAAUGACCCACCACACCACGCCGUGCACCAGGUGUGGGGACGUGAUAUCGAGGUGCCGUUGGCGAGUGGCAAGGCUGCGCGGUUUACGUUUGACCAGCUGAUUAACCGGGCAACAGGGGCAGCGGAUUAUCUUGAGCUGAUGCGGAGUUACGAAUCGUUUAUUGUAACAGAUGUACCUGGGAUGACGAUCGAGCAGCGGGAUUUGGCGAGGCGAUUUAUCACGUUUAUUGAUGCGGUUUAUGAGAGCCGGGCAAAACUCGUCCUCACCACGGCUGUCCCGCUAACGAAUCUCUUCCUCUCCGAAGAAGAACUUCAGGAAUCGAUCGCUGAAAGUGAUAAAUCAUCAGCGUCGUCAUCGACAUCGUCAUCAUCCAAAAACGUUAACAACAGCCAGGAUGAAGUACCUGAAAACCUCCCAGACUCCAUGCGACAUCUCAUGGAUGAUCUGGGCCUGUCCAUGUCCGCGCUGAAAUCCAGCUCCAUUUUCAGUGGCGACGAGGAACGCUUUGCCUUUGCGCGAGCGUUGUCGCGGCUUGCUGAGAUGGAGGGGAAGGAUUGGGUGGAACGCGGGUUGGGGAUUGGAAUGGAUACGAGAAUGGGAGAGGUGGAAAAGACUGCGUGGAAUAAGGCUCGGAGUCGGUGGAGGGAGGAUAGUAUGUGAGUUCAUUUUCCGUUUUAGAGGCUGGGGCAAGGUAUAUAGAUUAUACAUGUUUGGGCUUUAUUUUAUUUUAUUU